This is a messenger RNA of Cataglyphis hispanica, 3398 nucleotides long. It is a transcript of the gene Wdfy2, whose product is annotated as WD repeat and FYVE domain-containing protein 2. The coding region runs from base 113 to 1339 and encodes 408 amino acids. The record is from RefSeq and is a predicted model, not a curated record. Gene Ontology annotation, molecular function: protein binding; metal ion binding. The transcript has 7 exons. NCBI's taxonomy places the organism in Eukaryota, Metazoa, Arthropoda, Insecta, Hymenoptera, Formicidae.
AGAAGACAUCUUCAUUAAUGUAUGAACUGCGGUCAGCAUAAGAAGACUGACAACUGUCAAAUGACAAUAGUAUUAAGAAUUUACGUUCGCGCGUGGUUGAGAAGAAUUUAGAAUGGCAGCGGAAAUAAAGCCCGCCCCGGGUGUAAAUCACGAUAAAUUCAGCAGCAAUCGCAAGCCGAUACUUCUAUCGAAAUUGGAGGGCUGCAGUGACGAUGUUAAUGCCGCUAUUAUUAUUCCGCGGGAAGAGGGUGUAAUCAGUAUUUGCGAUGACAGGACUGUUAGAGUAUGGUUAAAGCGGGAUUCUGGCCAAUAUUGGCCAAGUAUUUGUCAAUAUAUGCCAGCAGGUGCUACUUCCAUGCAUUAUUGCAUAGAAACAAGACAAUUAUUUGUUGGCUUGGAUAAUGGGAGUAUAAAUGAAUUUAUCUUGGAACAAGAUUAUAAUCGAAUGACAGCUAUGCGCGAUUAUCUGGCGCAUCAAGCAAGAGUCACAGGGAUUAUUUUUGCGCCAGAUUCCGAAUGGGUUUUAAGUAUAGGUCGCGAUAAAUUAUUUCAACUGCACAGUUCUGAAACAGGACAGAAAUUAGGAUCAUACCAAACAGAUGCAUGGUAUACCGCUCUACAAUUUGACGCCCAAUCCAAACAUGCUUUCGUAGGAGAUUAUUCUGGUCAAAUAGCAAUGUUAAAAUUGGAUAAUAAUGGUGUUACCUUCAUUACUACAUUAAAAGCACACACAGGAAGUAUUCAUACAUUAGCAUGGGAUUCUGAAAAACAAUUAUUGUUUUCUGGAAGUUUUGAUCAAAGCAUUAUUGUUUGGGACAUUGGAGGUCGUCAAGGCACUGCUUAUGAAUUACAAGGACAUCAUAACAAAGUGACAGCAUUAUGUUAUGCGAGCAAUGAGCGUCUCCUUUUAUCCGGAGGCGAAGAUGGCGUAAUCGUUUGUUGGAAUAUGGCAGCAAAUAGGAAAGAAACUGCGGCUUGGGUCGAAUCUGACAUCUGUCAGGCCUGCGGGAGACCUUUUUUCUGGAAUAUAAAAGCAAUGAUGGAUCAAAGACAAUUAGGCUUGAGGCAACACCAUUGUCGCUAUUGUGGUCGCGCAUUGUGUGCCCGCUGCACAUCGCAACGGAUACCGAUACCGGCGAUGGGUUUCGAGUUUGAAGUAAGAGUCUGUGAUCAGUGUCAUAUACAACUCAAGUCUGAGAACCAAUUGUCUUUAGCAUCUUUCCAUGAUGCUAAACACAGCAUCAUUGGAAUGGACUUAGAUGCUCCUAAGAGAAGAUUGUUGACUAUCGGACAGGAUCGUGUUAUUAAAAUUUGGGAUAUAACCGCACUCUUUCAAUGAAUUAUAUAUAUAUAUAUAUGAAUAUCGAUAUAAUGUCGAAGUUGAAAUCAAAUUAUAUAGAUAUCAUAUACUCUGGAAUUGCGAAAGAAGGAAGAAUACCCCAAAACCUAUUUUUUUGUGAUUAUGUUAUAUGUCUGAUUAUAAAUUGGAUUCAAUUGGUGGUCUGUUAUUAGUCGUCGUACUGAUAGAAUACCAAAAUAGCAAACAAACGAUCAGAUUAAUACUGCUAGAGCACGUGCUUAUUCAUAUAUAUAUUUUCUGCAUUAGAUAUCAGAACAAUUCAAGAAGAUAAUGAGUACAGCGCAAGCAUGUUAAUUCAAUGGAAUUGUCUUUAAAAAUAUUGUAUUAAUGGAAAUAUCCCCGCCUUCCCAUCCUCCACAGAAGCGUUUGUGUAAUAAUACUUGAUUACACAUAAAUAAUAGUCCCUGAAUGUAAAUGCAAAGUUUAUAAAUUUCCUAAUUUAAAACACAUACAAUGUGUAUAUAGUUACUAUACACAACAUAAAAAAUGUGCAAUAUCUUUUGAAAUAAAAUUGGAUUUUUUUAAUGAUAAAUUUACAUUAAAUGAUAUAAUCGCGCAGAAUCCUCCUUUCAAAAAAAUGACAUUUAUAUUAAUGAAAAUGAUAUAUGAAUAAUGAAAUUGAAAGGCCAAUCAAAUUUAAAUCAACAUUUAGUUACAUACAUUGUAAUGCAAUUGUCUGUUUUGCAUAUUUUAUUAUCAAAAUCUUCAAAGUAUUCUCGUAUAUGUUAUCCAAAUUUAGUUUUGGUGAAAAAACAAUUAAGAGAAUGAUAGAAUCAGUAAUUGACUAAUGGUACAAGUAUUGACUAUGAUUUAUUUAAUAUAAGAAUAGAAAUAGGCAAAUAUUUUAAGAAUUUUGUAUUUGUUCGCGUUUCUACAUUAUUUGCUACUACUAAACUAUUUGAGUAAUUUAGUAUGUAAAUUUUCAGCUAUAUACCAUUUUUAAAUGAACUCAAAUAAGUAGUGAUAUAUCUUGUAUUAUGUCCUUUAUAUAUAUAGUCUUAUUUGUUAUAUAAUUUAUAAAUAUUAUUAUAUCAUUCUUUUUUUAUGAGAGAACUAGAAAAAAUAUCUAGCAUUAAUUAUAUCAAUUAUUUUCUUGAUUAUUAAAAUUUCUCUCUUCUCGAAUACAAAAAAUAUAGAGGUACAAGUUAUGCAAAAUUAAUUCAUUUAAAUAUAAUGAUUUAUUAUAUUUCCUAUUAUAAAAUUAUAUAUAAUUUACUUUUCGUCGAAUAAAAUGAUAUUAUUAUUAUUAUCAUAGACUUUUGCAAUUAUAGAGAUCUUGUUGGCAUGAAAAAACGAUUUUAAAAUGAUAAAAACUUUGAUAAUACAGUGAUAAUAAAAGCUUCCAUCAAAUUUAGAAUGUAUAAGACGAAUAAAUUAUAACACCAAAACAUUAUUUCAUGUAAACAUCACACAAGAACGCAAUUUUAAUUAGUUUUUUCAUCCCCGCCCGAUGUACAUAACAAGCAUAUCUUGUACCUGAAAAUAUGUAAAAUUAUUUCAUACCAAUUACUGUCUCACUGAGACUAUGAAAGAAAACAUCCUUGUUAUCAAAGUGCAUCUAAAUUUAUUCGCAGAAUAAAUUUUGCAUUUUGAGUAGAUGAACGUGCAAAUACAAUUUACAUGGUCCAAAUGAACAAUCUAUUAAAUAUAAAUAUAUAUAUAUAUAUGUAUUGUACAUUUAUAAGCCCGAUUAGAGAACACUAUAGCAAGUGCUAUCGCAUUUUUGUAUAUGUUUUGCUAAAAGGUAUAUGUACAAUAUUUAACACAUAUAUGUAUAUGUGCUUCUUAUUAUAAACGUACGCUGUUAUACGACCAAACAUUUAUAUCGUCAAACGACGAUUAUUCAAACAUUCAUGAUUGUAUGCACAAAAACGAACGAAUGUUAAAUUACGCACUGCAUGUCACUCGCUAUCGGAAUACAGUAUACAUAUGUAACUAACAGAGAAGAAUGUAAAAAGAAAUAAUUAAUAAGCUAUGUGUAUGUAUCCUAUCAACGUCGAAUUAAUAUACAAAAUAAAAAUAUAUUUUUAAUGUAAAA